AUGUCUAAAGAUAGGAAAGAAGAGUUCCUUAAAAUAAAGAGUGAAAGGAGAAGGGAUCGGAUUAUGCAAAUAGAUGUACAUAAGAAAGAUGAGUUGCUUGAAAUUAAGCGUGAGAGGGAAAGGGACAGGUAUGCGCAAAUUACUUUAGAUAAGAAAGAUGAGUUGCUUGAAAUGAAGCGGGAAUCUUUACAUUGUGUGCAGUGUUCACUGUUUAAAGCAGUACUUACAUGUUUCAUUUGUUCAUUGGAUGGCCCCAACAUAUACAUCUCAGGUGGUGGAUCCAAGACAUCCACUACACAGCCAGCGCUCAUAGAUCCUAAAGAACGUAAGAGGCGGAGAGAAAGGGAGCGGUACGCGCAAAUGUCUGCAGAAAAGAAAGAAGAAUUACUCAGAAAGAAUCGCGAGCGGCGUAAGAAUAAGAAAGAUGGUUCAACAAUUCUCACUGCAGAUUGCCGUGAAACAUCGAAUCCUAUCUCGACAACACCUGGCAUUCCAAGUGUAUGUGGGCAAUCUUGCACCGCAUGGAACAGGGAAAAUGUUGCUCCUGGCGAUGAUACUUUUACAGCUGGUAGUGGCAUUGAAAGUUUCACGAGCAGUGACCAUCGGGGUUCUGAUCUUGAGUCAGACCGUAAACGUCAAAAGGGUCGACAAUGGUACGCGAAAUUAUCAGACGAACGUAGAGCGGAAUACUUACACAGCCUGCGUAUUAGCCGCCAACAUAAAAACUCUGGUGCACUCGUGGAAAAUGAUCAAGAAGUGGAAUCAAAUACUACGCACAUCACAAUUGGAACGCUUGAUCCUUUGGAUCAUGCUGAUAUUCGACCAGAUCCUGAUAACGAACUAUGUGAUUCGCUUAUUUUUGAACCACUGGAACUACAUUCGUCGGAUGAAGAGAAACUCGAGGCAGUCCAGGAUGUUCUCGAUGAUUUCGAUGAUGAAGAAUGGAGGUUAUUUCGUGGACAAGAUGUUGUUUUUGAAUCAUACGUGGUGGAAGGUCCUGAUAGUGUGGGUAUGCAAGGUUAUGAUCCGUCUGACCGCAUCUACCAAAAUCUUCCAAAGAAGCAUCAUGUUUUAAGGGAAGCCAAAAACUGCCCGUAUUGUGGAGCCAAACGGUUCCAAUAUGAGGGACUUGCUUUUUGUUGUAGGAAAGGGAAGGUUAAAAUCUUCAUUCCAGAUGUACCGGAUGAGUUGCGACGAUUGUAUACGAGCCUUGAUGAUGACGAUGCAAAAUACUUCAGACAACACAUACGAUAUUUCAAUUCUCAUUUCUCCUUUACAAGUCUUGGUGUUACACUUGAUCGUCGAGUCAGCACUGCUGCAGGAACUGGUAUAUAUACAUUCCGUGCACAUGGUCAGCUAUAUCACCGUUUGGACCAGCUGGUACCUUGUGGGAAGGGUCCACGACACCUGCAGCUAUACUUCUAUGACACUGAUGAGACAAUGGAACACAGAGCUAAGAGGUCUCCUGGUCUUGAUAUCAAUUUGAUCCGGAAGAUUCGGAGGAUACUAGAGCACAACCCCUAUGUGCAGACCUUUCAGAAUGUUGGUUCUGCUCCUAACCUCCAUGAUUAUAGGAUUGAGCUGAACACGGAUAUUGCAUUGGACCAGCGAAGGUACAAUGCCCCCACAGCUUCACAAGUUGCUGCUAUCUGGAUGGAAGGGAAUGAUCCACAAAAAUGUUUCGAUAGAAGUGUUAUAGUGUAUGGAAAAGCCGACAAACCUCGGUAUAUUCGGGCAUACCAUGGGUGCUACGAUCCGUUGGCCUAUCCUUUGUUUUUCCCUGGUGGAGAAACAGGAUGGCAACGUAAGAUGCUUUAUGAAGGCCCUGACCCAGUAGAUUGGCCAAACAAUUAUGAUAACAAUGAUGAUGACAACAGUGACGAGGAAGAUGGUUGUAGCGAGUCUAGCAAACAUGUCAGUGCUAGGGAAUAUUAUUGUUUCAAGUUGCAGAUCAGGCUUGGGGAAUUUAACAUACUGUUACAUGGGCGCCGUCUUUUCCAACAGUGGGUUGUAGAUAUAUACAUAAAGAUAGAGUCUAUGAGGCUCGAUUGGUAUUCGAAACCAGAGAAUCAAGCUCUCAUACGUGCAGAUUUGUACCAGGGCAUUAUAGAUACAAUUGUUGCUGGUGAAGCGCGUGCUUCUGAGGUUGGUCUAAGAAUUGUUCUCCCGCGGACUUUUCCUGGAGGAGAUCGAGACGUGCAAGCACGAUUCCUUGACGCAAUGGUUUUAGUGACCCGGUUUGGUAAGCCUGAUUACUUUGUCACAAUGACCUGUAAUCCACAUUGGGAGGAGAUAACAAGGCAACUAUUACCGGGCCAGACACCACAAGAUAGACCAGAAUUGGUUGCGAGAGUAUACCGGGCUAAGCUGCGUGAUUUACACGAUUUUUUGAUCAAGAAGAGUCACUUGGGUGAGGUCGCAUCAUAUGCACAUGUUACAGAGUUUCAGAAGAGGGGUUUGCCACAUGAGCACUUCUUAUUGAUUAUGGUCCCUAACAGUAAGUUAAGCAGUCCUGAUGAUUACGACAAGGUUAUUUCAGCAGAGAUUCCUGAUCCUGUCAAAUACCCUGUAUUGCAUGAUCUGGUUAUCAAGCACAUGCUACAUGGACCAUGUGGUGCUCUGAACAAAAAAUGCCCCUGCAUGAUAGACGGACAUUGCCGUUUUCGUUAUCCUCGACAAUUCUGUUCGGCUACACAGCAAGGAAAAGACUCUUAUCCUAUAUAUAGGAGAAGGGAAGAUGGCCGUCGAGUGGCGACCAGGGGUGCUGUAUUGGAUAAUAGAUGGGUGGUUCCGUACAACCCCACACUGCUUAUGCGGUAUAACUGCCAUAUUAAUGUCGAAGUUUGCUCAAGCAUCAAGGCAGUUAAGUACCUAUACAAAUAUGUCUAUAAAGGUCAUGACCGUGCAUCCUUCUCAGUCGAUCCACCAGAUCAAAAUGGUACAGUAAUCAACGAGAUUCGACAAUACAGGGAUGCAAGAUUCAUAACUCCCCCCGAGGCCGUGUAUCGGAUAUUUGGUUUCCCUUUGUAUGCCGUAUCUCCUUCUGUUUUGCAACUUCAACUACAUCUGCCAAACAUGCAACUUGUGUCAUACAGAGCUACUGAUAACCUGAAUGAUGUGGUGAACCGGGAGAAAUCUAAGAGGUCGAUGCUUACUGAGUAUUUCAAGAUGAACCUGGUGGAUAGCAAGGCACGUAAAUUGUUAUACAAAGAGUUCCCGGAGCACUUCCGGUGGAUCAAGUCCGAUAAGCGCUGGCAGGCAAGGGUAAAGAGGCCGCAGGUUGGGAGAAUUGUGUAUGCAAACCCUGCUGAAGGGGAGAGGUACUAUUUACGUGUGCUCCUCAACCAUGUGAGAGGUGCAACUUCAUAUGAGAACCUUCGUACUGUACAUGGGAAAACCUGUUCCACCUUCAGAGAUGCGUGCGAGAUGAUAGGGCUCGUAGAGACUGAUAGAUCCCUCGAUGAAUGCUUGGCUGAGUCUACUACAUUCCACAUGCCUUGUGCACUGAGAAGGUUGUUUGCGAUAAUUAUUGUAUUCUGCGAGGCGACAAAUAUCCGUGGCUUAUGGGAAAAUCAUUUUGAAGCAAUGUCCCAAGAUUAUCGUCGUACACACAAUGAUGUAGCAAUGGUUGAGCAACUGGUGCUUAGGGAUAUUAGAAACGUGGUUCAUUCAAUGGGCAAGGAUGUAAGGAAUUAUGGUCUUCCGGAGGUUGACGACUCAGGUGAUGUCCUUGCGUAG
Messenger RNA from Phragmites australis (common reed), 3738 nucleotides. RefSeq lists its product as uncharacterized. The transcript is spliced from 8 exons. The coding region runs from base 1 to 3738 and encodes 1245 amino acids. The record is from RefSeq and is a predicted model, not a curated record. Lineage: Eukaryota; Viridiplantae; Streptophyta; Magnoliopsida; Poales; Poaceae.